AUGUGUGGUUUGACGAGAAAGAAAUACGAAAAUUCACAAUGGAACGAGCGGCCGAUGAACCAAGCACUUCAGCAAGAAAGCGUAGUAGGUCUGGGCUUAUCACAGUCAAAAGCUGAGGAGUCAGAAUUCCAUCAAGAAUACGUUUCCAAGUCAAGUGACACAGACAGUGACAGCUCGAGUGAUGGGGGUGAUUUAGCUAGUGAUGAGGGUCGGACAAGGAAUUUUGUAUCACCAAAUACGGACCUGAAUUUCUCUGAAAAUGGAAAAGACCCAGUGAACAUUUCUGGAUCUAUCCCAGAAGAGUGUGAACCGAUUAACUUUUUAUCCUUGUUUUGGAUGAUACAUUCUGGGAAAACCUGA
Messenger RNA from Dicrocoelium dendriticum, 360 nucleotides. The record is from the annotation of a GenBank genome assembly. NCBI's taxonomy places the organism in Eukaryota, Metazoa, Platyhelminthes, Trematoda, Plagiorchiida, Dicrocoeliidae.